Messenger RNA from Gekko japonicus, 540 nucleotides. Its product is annotated as hemoglobin subunit alpha-A-like. The transcript is spliced from 3 exons. Gene Ontology annotation, cellular component: hemoglobin complex; haptoglobin-hemoglobin complex; blood microparticle. The record is from RefSeq and is a predicted model, not a curated record. The coding region runs from base 47 to 475 and encodes 142 amino acids. Gene Ontology annotation, biological process: hydrogen peroxide catabolic process; oxygen transport. NCBI's taxonomy places the organism in Eukaryota, Metazoa, Chordata, Lepidosauria, Squamata, Gekkonidae. Gene Ontology annotation, molecular function: haptoglobin binding; heme binding; peroxidase activity.
GCGGCGGGAGCAGUCGCACCGGAGAGGAGCAGCAGGCAGCGCCAAGAUGAGUCUGAGCGAGGACGACAAGGCCCACGUGAAGGGCAUCUGGACCCAUGUGUGCAGCCACGCCGAGGAGUUCGGCGCCGAGGCCAUCUACAGGAUGUUCGCGGUGUACCCGUCCAGCAAGACCUACUUCCCCCACUUCGACAUGUCCGCGGGCUCCGAGCAGAUCCGGCAGCACGGCAAGCGGGUGGUGACCGCCCUCUCCGACGCCGUGGCCCACCUGGACAACGUCGGCGGCACCCUCUCCAAGCUCAGCGACCUCCACGCCCAGAAGCUGCGCGUCGACCCCGUCAACUUCAGGUACUUAGCUCAGUGCCUCCUGGUGACCAUCGCCGUCCACUGCCGCGGCCUGAUGACCGCCGAGGUGCUCGUCUCCCUCGACAAGUUCCUCACCCUGGUCGGCAAGGUGCUCACCUCCAAGUACCGCUAGAGCCACCCGGCCCCCAGCAGCAGCAGCGGCAGCAGCGCCGGAGACCGACGGACCGACACCCCCCC